Condylostylus longicornis is the source of this 1614-nucleotide messenger RNA. Its product is annotated as fatty acid hydroxylase domain-containing protein 2. NCBI's taxonomy places the organism in Eukaryota, Metazoa, Arthropoda, Insecta, Diptera, Dolichopodidae. Gene Ontology annotation, molecular function: iron ion binding; C-4 methylsterol oxidase activity. The coding region runs from base 512 to 1561 and encodes 349 amino acids. Gene Ontology annotation, biological process: sterol biosynthetic process. The record is from RefSeq and is a predicted model, not a curated record. The transcript is spliced from 5 exons.
CAAAAAUAAUAACAAAAGAAUUUUUUUUAUGUUUUGGAAGAAACUCGAUUAUUCUAGAUAAUAUUCUAAAAGUAAAAUUUAAAGUUUAAUGAAAAUAAUUAAAAUAAUCAUAAAAAGUUUUUAACGGGAACAAUAAUUUUUUUUAAAGUGAUGAUUAAAGGUUGUAGAGAAAAAUUCCUUUACAUGGUGGUGUAGAUAAAACGUAAAAAAAAAGUUAUCGAUAUUUCAAAUUUUUUUCUUUUUUCUUUUGUUACCAUCGUAAUAAAAUUAAAUUCUCGAAAAAGGCAAAGUUGAGCACCUAUCUAAAUUUUUCUGCUGCUUUUAAUGCUAUUAAAGGAAAAUCCAUUUUUAAGUGGAUUAAAAUUGUAUAAAAUAAAAUACGCAAAAAAUAAACAAAAAUUGAUUUCAGAUUUGAAUAACCUUUGGCUUCCUUUGUUACAUUUGUGUUAAAAAUUUUUUGCUCGUAGUAUAUUAACCUUUUGUGGGGGCCGUACAAGGAUUACAUUAAAAGAUGGAUGGAAAAUCUCAAAAUCAUAAUGGAAAUUUGACAAAUGAUGAUGAUAAAAUGAAUUUAAAUGAUGAUGAUUUAAAAAGUCAUGAUGCACAACGUCCGAGAUGGUUGUCUUCAUUUCUUACAUUUAUUUUUGUUUUAUUUACUUUUAUGGUUGGAUUUGUGACAUUUCGAAACACUUUAACAUGGUACCUUCAAAGAUUUUGGGGCGCCUCAGGAGAUUUUUGGCAGGCGCAAUGGGAUAAAUUUAUUGAUAUUGCUGGAGAAGAUCAAUAUUUACUUUGGGUAGUUGGAACAAACAUAUUUACAUUUAUAGUGUACUGGUUUUUCGGAUUUUUAUACACUUUUAUGGAUGUAACAAAUAAGCCUACAUAUUUGAGAAGAUAUAAAAUUCAGCCUGGUACAAAUGAACCAGUAGAUAAUAAACGAUUAAUGAAGGUUGUUGCUCAAGUCGUUUUUAAUCAAUUUUUUGUGGGAAUUCCUUUAGGUAUUGUUACAUAUAAAUUAAUGGUAUUUCGUGGAUUUGCACCAAUACGUGAACUACCAACUUUUCAUUGGGUCUGUUUUGAAUUAGCAGUUUGUAUUUUAAUGGAGGAAAUCGGAUUUUAUUAUUCUCAUCGUUUAUUACAUAGUAAACAUAUAUAUAAAUUGAUUCAUAAACAACAUCAUGAAUGGACAGCACCAAUAGCCGUUACAGCAAUAUAUUGUCAUCCUAUUGAACAUAUAUUUAGUAAUUUAUUACCACCAUUUUUGGGAACAUUUGUAUUGGGAAGUCAUAUUGCAACUGCAUGGUUAUGGUUUGCUUUGGCUAUUUUAUCAACAUUAAACGCACAUUCCGGUUAUCACUUACCAUUUUUCCCGAGUCCUGAAGCACAUGAUUUCCAUCAUUUAAAAUUUAAUAAUUGUUUCGGAGUAUUGGGUGUCCUUGAUCGUUUGCAUGGUACCGAUUCAAUGUUUAGACGAACGCGAGCAUUUGAAAGACAUUUAAUGAUGCUAAGUUUAGUACCACCACGAGAAGCAUUCCCAGAUUAUCAAAAGAAAAUAUUUUAGAAACAUUUUUAACCUAUGAGAAAAUAAGUAAAAAAAAAAUAAAAAAAAAAAAA